AUGACAUUAAGUGAUACUGUAGCUAAUCAAGUAAUUGCAUCCGUAAAGGAAAGUUCACCACUUCCACUACCGCAAAAACCAACAGACGAUAAUACCAACAAAAAAGUUGCCCCAGGCUGGCAUAAUCUGAAUUUAAUAGUAAAACAAAAUCAACAACAGGAAAAACCACAGGGUGAAGAACAUGAUACUGAUACUAAUAACUGGAAACAACAACUAUUCAACCCAAAUACUACCAUUUUAGAUAAUCCUAUUGAAAAUGGAUUAGAAUAUAGAGUUUGCAAUAAAUGUGGGAAACCCAUAAGCUUGAACGUGAUUGCUCAACAUAUAGAAAAUAAUUGCGGUCCUAUACCUAUCAACCUCCCUGCCUCAACUGGUACUACUGAUACUGCCACCUCAAAUGACAAAACUUCCACGGAAAAAGUCAAAGAUCACAACACCACCGGUAAAAGACAACGCUUGAAAACAGAACACGAAUCAACUAAAUCUUCAGCAACAGAUCCUCCAACAUCUCCACCUAAAAAGAAAAGAACUAAAAAUAAAGCCAUUGUAACGGAUGGGAUAAUAGAUUUGGACAAACAAUGCGGUGCAGAAUUGCCUAACAAUAUGGGGCAGUGUGGUAGAUCAUUAACUUGUAAAACACAUUCUAUGGGUGCCAAAAGAGGUGUGAUUGGAAGAUCUAAGCCCUUUGACAUAUUACUAGCUCAAUAUCAAAAGGACAACAAGUUAAAAAUUACUGUUGGUGCCGCUACCAAGGCACAAUUAGAACAAGAGGAAAAUGGUAUUGUUGUAUCGACAACCGAUAAUGGCAAUAGCAACUCGAACGCUGAUAAUGAGGAUGCUACAGCUAACCUAUUAAAGAAUAAAUCCACAAGAAAGUAUACUAAAACUAAAAAUGCUGACGCCACUACUGCUGUUAAGAAGGGUAAUCCCGGUAGAAAACCUAAAGAUCCAUCUAUAAAAAGGAAAACAGCCGAGGAAAAACAACUAUUAAAAAAACAAAAACAACAGUUGAAAAAACAGCAACACUUAUUGAAACAACAGGAAAAAAAAAGAGUAAAACAACAGCAGAAAUUAUUGCAAAAGCAGCAGCAACAACUAUUAAAACAACAACAGCAAAAACAACAACAACUACAGCAACAGAAGCAUAUUUUAACAACAGAUGAAGAAACUAAUAUGGUUUUAAAUGGUAUUUCGAGAUCUUUACCGUUGCCUUUGGAAAAUUAUGUUUUAACUUCUACCAGAAUACGUACCAAAAACUUUAGAAUGCGUCAAAUGUUUGGUUCUGCGUUUAAUAUCAAGCCAGGUUAUUCAAAACCAGGAUUUGGCCAAAUAAAUGGAAGAGUCGGUCUUUUGGAUAUAGAUAAAACUUUUGAUUAUACCUUCCGUAUUAAAACACCUCAAUUGCUGAAUAUUCCAUCGUCUAUGAAUAACACUAGCCCAAACAUAACAAACAAUAAUAACACAUCUGGUAAUACUAAUAUUAAUGGUGUUAAUGCCAAUGGUGCCAAUAACAACAACAAUAGUAAUAUUUCUACUCUACCAAUGACUGUCGUUAAUAGUAAUAAUAUUAACAACACAAACAUGAAUAUGGCCAAUUUGUCUCCUCAACAAAUUCAGAUAUUACAACAAAAAAAAAUAAAAAAUGCACAACUUGGUCAGCAGCAACCUCAAAACGUACCAACUACAUCAAAAAAUAAUGGUGCGUCGCCACUAUCUCAACAAGCAAAAGUCGAAAGCUUUAUAAAUUAUAAUAAUACUAAUACCAAUACUCUUACUACUACUACUACUACUACUACUACUACUAAUAAUAAUAAUACUAAGGGAAAUGCAGAUAAACUUAAUAACACUGUGGCAACCACUGAUUCCAAUGUUCCCAAUGUGUCUGUUAAUAGCAAUAGCAACAAGAAUAAUUCUUUAACUUCAGUCGAUUCUUCUCUUAAAAUGGGUACUGCAAUCAAUAGUCCACCAUUAAAUAACAUGGCUGCCCCUACUGCUCCUAUUACUGAUAAUAAUACAAACAAUCAUAAUAAUAGCAAUAAUGUGGGAACUCCAGUAAAUAUCGGUAUAAAAAGUCCAUUCACACAUACACCAAAAUAA
This is a messenger RNA of Saccharomycodes ludwigii, 2097 nucleotides long. RefSeq names its product deubiquitination module subunit SGF73 (gene SGF73). Gene Ontology annotation, biological process: regulation of transcription by RNA polymerase II; regulatory ncRNA-mediated heterochromatin formation; RITS complex assembly. The record is from RefSeq and is a predicted model, not a curated record. Bases 1 to 2097 code for a protein of 698 amino acids. Gene Ontology annotation, cellular component: SAGA complex. The transcript has a single exon. NCBI's taxonomy places the organism in Eukaryota, Fungi, Ascomycota, Saccharomycetes, Saccharomycodales, Saccharomycodaceae.